AUGUUUUCACUCAAUCACUCAUCGAACACGGGUACCACAGUUGCAUACCCUGUGCCAUUUCCUAGCAACCUUUACGUUGAUGAUGAUGGCAAUCAGAUUAUGCUCUAUAUUGCACUUUUCUUCGCCUAUCGCGUUGAAAAAUGGGUUAAAGGAGCGACAUCCGGCGUGCAAGUGGGCGGUACUUGUAUUUUUUGUUGUGGUGUAUGGGUUGAUAAAACAAAAAAUGUAUAUAUGACUGCUUAUCGUGGUGACAGUAUAACUAAAUGGUCACCCCAAACAAAUACUAGUAGUGUCGUUGUCAGCUUUUUCAUUGAUCCUAGAGAUAUCCAUGUCGAUGAAACCACUGAUUCAGUGUAUGUAGCUGAGGUGACGCAGAAUCGCAUUCGAAUGGUUUCGCCAAAAGCACCACAUGGCGUCUACGUAGCUGGAGCGACCGACGGCAGCCAGGGCGAUUAUGCUUCACAGUUACGUGCUCCGCAAGGUAUAUGGGUCGAUGACAAGACAAAGACUGUGUAUGUUGCCGACACAUAUAACGGACGCAUUCAACGUUGGAAAGCCAACGCAUACAUGGGCGAUACUAUUGCUGGCUCAGGUAUGCAUAUUAAUAGCAUUGAAUUCUGUCUUAUGAAAAGAAGAGAUGAAGUUCGAAUUUUAGAAACAGAUUUUUUUCUUCAAUUACGUAUUACUCAAUAG
Rotaria sp. Silwood2 is the source of this 693-nucleotide messenger RNA. The record is from the annotation of a GenBank genome assembly. NCBI's taxonomy places the organism in Eukaryota, Metazoa, Rotifera, Eurotatoria, Philodinida, Philodinidae.